Messenger RNA from Pisolithus orientalis, 694 nucleotides. RefSeq lists its product as uncharacterized. The coding region runs from base 128 to 538 and encodes 136 amino acids. Gene Ontology annotation, molecular function: serine-type endopeptidase inhibitor activity. The transcript is spliced from 5 exons. The record is from RefSeq and is a predicted model, not a curated record. NCBI's taxonomy places the organism in Eukaryota, Fungi, Basidiomycota, Agaricomycetes, Boletales, Pisolithaceae.
UCAGUGGCACUCUAGGUUUUCAUUUCUUCAUCUGAGGAGAUUGUGCCAGUGGAACGGGAUCCACUACCUUCUGGACCUUGCCAUGGACUGAGAUAGUUAGCCAAGCAAGAAUGCCAUCAUCUACUCCAUGGUAGAUGGCGAACCCUACGUUGGAAUGCCCCCCACCAAACCUACCACUUUACCAGUCCUCCUUUAUGCGAGGGAUUCUGUCAAGGAGCCCCCCAUGUUCAAUAUGGAAAAAGUCGGAGAUUGUACCUACGUGAUUAGCGCCAGGAAUUACAAGACACAGGAGGAGCGUGGCCUUCUCAUCGGAUCCAUCGAGGGAGAAGCUCAGAAGUGGCGCAUCCAGUACACCGAACGUAAUGACGCCUAUAUCAUUGCCAAAGAGAACGACCGUGGCGUUGGAUGGGUCGCCCCGACCAACGAAGAAGAACGCAAAGAAGACCGUCAGAUCCUGGUCAGGCAGCUCAUGGUUGGACCAUCCGAGCCACCUUUCUAUCCUUCGAACCAGUUGUUCAGGUUCAAGUACCAGGAGUGAUUAGGAGGUUGAAUAGGUUGUGUAUACGAAGGCCAAAGUGCCAAGGUCUGCAAUGUUGUUUGAGGUGUGUUGGUGAUAUGUGCUAGUGUAGGAUACGAAAAAUCCAAGUGUAAGCGUAGUUCCUGUGGGUACCAACGCGCAUGAAAGUCGUUGGAG